UUCUUUCAAUCAGUUUAAAGAAACAUGGUAAAAACAUGGUUUGUUUGGUUCACAAUAUGUGCAUAUUCAAUUCAUAUUUCUUAUGUGCUUGGCAUAGAGGAUAUCACCUUUAAAAAUGGACAGGUUGAUAUUAGCAAGGCCUUCACUACUUGCAGCAGAGGGUGGUUUACCUUUGGAGAAAUGUGUUACAAACUAGGAGGUAGAAAGAACAUAGGGAAAUUAACUUGGGACGAAGCACAGGAGGCUUGUAAAGAGGAAUACAACGGUAAUUUGGCUACUGUUUACUCCCAGAAAAUACAAGAUUUUUUUAACACUUUUUUGUUGUUGAACGCACAAUCGAAUGUCUGGAUUGGACUUCAUGAUAAAGGCAACGAGACAGAUUUCAAGUGGGCAGAUGGUACAAAGUAUAAUUACUCUAAUUUUGAACCUUUGGAACCUUCAGGCUUCGCCAAACAGGAGGAAGACUGCAUUGAAAUGACUUUCAAAUCUACGAGACCACUUGGGAAGCCAGGCCAGUGGAACGAUAUGAGGUGUAGUAGAGAAAAUCAGUUCAUCUGUCAAAAACCAAAAGACAAACAAAAUAGUGUAAGUGUGCUGGAUCCUCGUUACUGCACUACAAAACAAGGCAUAGGAUGGCGUUUCGAGAAAUCGUGCUUUUAUGUUGUUACAGAAAACAAAAAUUGGUCAGAAGGCGAAAAUUUUUGUGUCGAAGAAUACAAUGGACAUCUAGCGACAAUCGACUACCGUGUCAACGAAUAUCUGAAAUACGUUCUCCAAAAAGUUACAGAACAAAUGUGGAUUGGAAUUAAAAUUAAGGAAGUUCCCCAGCAAAAAUGGUCCUCCGGAUGGCUUGUAUCUUUCGAGAACUGGCCGCAACAAGACGAAUAUGUGGACGGAACAUGCGUAUUGCGAGAUAGAAAUGGCACUUGGCUGAUAAAAUCUUGCAAGAAGAAACUGUGGUUCCUUUGUGAAUAUUCCACUGCAACUCCACCUGCAUUAAAACCACCUGUAGAAAACGUACAUUGUCCAGAAGAGCCAGCAGGAUGGAGAGACUUAGAUUUAGAUCUUUGUUAUUACAUCGACUUACGUGCACGUGUCAAUUGGUAUGAAGCAAAUUUCAAUUGCAUGAGACGAGGUGGUACAUUAGCUAGUAUUCAUUCGCAAGAAGAAGUGGAUGUUUUAUUUCAGUUUCUUCGGUAUAACCCCAGACUUGCAAUAUACAUCGGUCUAUAUCGUUUUAUGAAAAAUGACCCUGGAGCAGACGAAGAAUUUGUAUGGGCCGAUGGAUCGAAGUUGGAUUUCAUUUACUGGGACGUUGGUGAGCCAAAUCUUCUGAAGGAAAAAUGCUCUGAAAUAUGGAUAGAAAACAUGAGAUGGAAUGAUCAACUAUGCACUGAAAAAAGAGGGUAUAUUUGCUCUGUCCCUAAGGUCACACAGAACAACAGCACGACAUCUCCAUUUCAAUCAACAUGUAAAAAUUCCAUCUCCAUCGGCUCCUUGUUGGGUGUCAUAGCCUGUGUUCUCGUCUUUUCUCUUCUGAUCGGGCUGGUGGUGUACCAUUUCAAACUAUGUGACAGAGGAUACGAAAGAGUCAAAAAGCUAUCCGGGACGAAAUUGCAGCCGCCUUUAGAAUUGGAUAAGAAAAAAAGAUACCGAUCAGAGAUAAUAGUAACCGAUGACACAAAUUAUGAUAAUAUGGCAUGAAUGUUACUUGUACACCGAGGUUACUUGUAAAGUACCCACGUCACACUAUGUUUUGUGCAAACAAACGUGAUCAAGCUAUGUUAAAAUGACCAAAUUUUCUAAAUAAUUAGGCUGAGAAAUAUAGAAUAAAAUCAAAAAUAAUAAAUAAAAUAUAAAAAUUAGAGAAAGAAACAAGCUGUUGUAAUUUUUAUUAAAAGGCAGGCAGAGUUAAAUGAGCAUACGUAAAAUACAUGAUGGUCAUAAAAACGUUUCCCUAUAUACGAAUCUUUAUAGAUUUAUCCGCUCAUCCAAUCAAAAAGAAAUUUCAGUAUGUUUGUAUUUAAAAGCAUUAACUCGAGAUUGCGAUAAUUAAAACAGUAAAGCUCUCACAGUUACAGUUGCAUUGAAAGAUAUCACAGUUGUCGAAUGGCUGUACCCGCUUUUGGGAUUGAAAAAAACUGAAAUUGAUUUGUGCUGCCACUCGAAAUCUUCGAAAAACAGCACAAAUCCAUCAGCGUAUUAAAAAAACCAUAAAUAACUUUGAAACAAUAUAAAUUUGGAGAAAAUUAUAGGCAUAAAACGUUUACAAAGAAGAUAAUUAUAAAGGAUUAGUAACAAAACAAGUGAGUCGAAGGGAAAAACUUUUAUUGGAAUGACAAGUUUUGAAUAUGCUUACCUUAGCAGGUGAUAAAGAAUUGCAUGCGGAAAACUGUUUACAACAUUGAAGAACCUUAACAUGGCAAGAGAAAUCUAUAAAACUUCGCAUUUUAUGACCUCUUUGAAUUCUGGCAAAUCUUAUGCAUUUUAUAUGCACACAUUAUCUUUCAGAUAAUUGCAGAACAUGGGAUUGUUGUCUGUGGAUCUCGAUAGCCAUGAGACUGAAAAGUUAUCGGAGAUUACUAUAUCGCCAAAAUGCUGUUACAACACUGGCCAAACACAUGUGGCGAAGGGUGCAGAAAUACUACCUUGCAUCUAAACAACAUCAUUAAUAACUGUUGCUGUUGCAAUUCUGGAAUUACGUAAUUUGAAGCAAUGUUGAGUGCUGAUACUUGUGAUGAAGCUCAUUUUGAUACCUGUGGAAGUGACCUCUUCGAAGAUUUAUGGACGGAGACGAAUGUGCUUCCGAUGUCACACCACAUAGUCAUUUUUGCUUUGUGUAAAGGAACUGUGGCUACAUCGUUCGGAUUUUAGAUCAGUCCAGUGAGCAUAGUUGUUGAUGUUUAAGUUCCCAAUUAAGAAGAAAUAUGCUUCAUCAGUCCAUAAUAUCCGUACAUUCCCUUGAUGUCUUUAUCUUAUCUGAAGGAAGGAAGAGAAAUUCGCAAAGUCGACAUGCUGUUCCUCGUCUCCAGGUUACAUCUUGAUGUGCUGGAAUCGACAAAGAAAUAUCAAUAGAACAGAGCACUAAAGCUGGUUGACUGUGGUUAAUAAAUAUGCUGUGGUUGCAGAUUAUUAAAGGUUUUCCACUAGCUA
Argiope bruennichi is the source of this 3153-nucleotide messenger RNA. Its product is annotated as macrophage mannose receptor 1-like. The record is from RefSeq and is a predicted model, not a curated record. The transcript is spliced from 12 exons. NCBI's taxonomy places the organism in Eukaryota, Metazoa, Arthropoda, Arachnida, Araneae, Araneidae. Gene Ontology annotation, molecular function: signaling receptor activity. The coding region runs from base 25 to 1704 and encodes 559 amino acids.